This is a messenger RNA of Neltuma alba, 1630 nucleotides long. Its product is annotated as aspartic proteinase nepenthesin-1. Bases 77 to 1423 code for a protein of 448 amino acids. Lineage: Eukaryota; Viridiplantae; Streptophyta; Magnoliopsida; Fabales; Fabaceae. Gene Ontology annotation, molecular function: aspartic-type endopeptidase activity. Gene Ontology annotation, cellular component: extracellular region. Gene Ontology annotation, biological process: proteolysis. The record is from RefSeq and is a predicted model, not a curated record. The transcript has a single exon.
CACUUGACCUAUUUCUGUAGCUUAAAAUCCUCACUUUCACUGCUCUUCAUCUUCCAUCCUCCAUUAACGCCUAGCCAUGGCUGCUUCAUCUCUUUUCUUACUGGUUCCUCUAUUCGCACUGCUUUUCCUGGGUCAUCCUUCAUCUUCUACCUCCAGAUCACGUGCUUUGAUCACCAAUACUGAUUCCAUCAGACCCAUUAGGCUCAAUCUCCACCACGUCGAUUCUGCCCAAAACCUCUCAAAACUCGAGCGUCUUCAACAUGGGAUCAAACGUGGCCAGGCCAGGUUACAGAGAUUCAAUUCUAUUGUUCUCGCAGCUUCAUCUUCAGCCUCACAAAGUUCUGAUCAAUUGGAAGCUCCUGUUUAUGCCGGACGAGGGGCUUACCUCGUAAGUCUUUCUAUAGGAACCCCACCAAAAUCUUAUUCUGCUGUUUUAGACACUGGAAGUGAUCUAAUCUGGACUCAGUGUAAGCCUUGUUCUAAGUGUUACAAUCAACCCAGUCCCAUCUUCGAUCCCAAAGAGUCAUCUUCUUUCUCUGCACUCUCUUGUUCAAGCGACCUCUGCUCUGCAUUACCUUCAUCUUCCUGUGACAAAAAUACCUGCAAUUAUCUGUAUUCCUAUGGCGACAAUUCAUUCACCCAGGGUAUUCUAGCCACUGAGACUUUCACCUUCGGAGAGAACAAAAAGGAUCAAACUGCGGUUAAGAACAUCGGGUUUGGUUGUGGAGAAGAUAAUGAAGGAGACGGGCUUGAUCAGGCUUCAGGCCUGGUGGGUCUGGGUCGUGGGCCUUUGUCUCUGAUUUCUCAGCUACACGAACCGAAAUUCUCCUACUGCUUAACCUCCAUGGACGAUUCUGCAGCAAGUACUCUGUUUCUGGGAUCGUUUCCUAGUUCAAAAGAACCAGUCACUACGUCUCUUCUCACAAACCCAACACUUCCAUCUUUCUAUUACCUUCCUCUUGAAGGAAUCUCUGUGGGAGAAACUCGAUUGGGCAUUGAUAAAUCCAUAUUUGAUAUAAAAAAAGAUGCAAGUGGAGGAGUAAUCAUAGAUUCUGGCACGACCAUUACAUAUUUAGAAAAGGAAGCUUAUGAAGCAUUAAAGAAAGAGUUCAUAUCUCAAACCAAUCUACCAGUGGACACUUCAGGUUCAACUGGGCUUGAUCUUUGCUUCUCUCUGCCUUCAGAUUCAUCACAGGUUAAGAUUCCCCGAAAGUUGGUUUUCCAUUUCAAAGAUGCAGAUUUGGAGCUUCCUACUCAGAACUACAUGGUGGCCGAUUCAAGUUCCAGUGUGGCUUGCUUAGCCAUGGGAGCUUCAAGUGGCUUAUCUAUAUUUGGGAACCUUCAACAGCAAAACGUACUGGUGAAUUAUGAUGUUCUGAAGGAAACCAUUUCCUUCCUUCCUACACAGUGUGAUUCAAUGUGAAGAGUUUGAUUCCGUGCUUUAACUUGUAUUUUAAUUUGUUUUGUCCUUUGUUUUAUGGUUUUUUUAACUUGUGUUAUUCCAUGAUAUGAGUUUUAUUACUGUAUUCAUCUAUUGGAGUAGCAGAGCAGAGGAUGUUGUUGAAGCUUUGAUCUUGGACUCAAUAUUGUUAUUCGUCGUAUGUGUGAAUAAAAAUGCUCUGUUUUUUAA